AUGAAGGCCAAAUUGACGGCCGGCAAUCCCCCCAAGGACUCGUCGAAUAGCGCCGCAUACAAAGCUAUCAAGAAGCAGCCAUUGCACAGCGAUAUUGCCGUCGAGCGAUACCACCAUACUCUCGAGCAGCUCGAUGCGACGAACGCCAUCAGCCAAGCAAAGACGUAUCUGCAGCGCCAUCCGACCUCCACCGAAGGUGUUGAUCCCGACGACAAGCCCGCACGCCGGGCAGCAAUCUGCUCACUGCUUCAUUCGACACCAUCCGUGCCUAAUCCGCCCCAGCACUCUGUCAAGGUGACCGCACUGCGCACGCUGUCGUCUCCGAGAAUGCGGCACUUCAUGCACCGCCUCCCCAUGCUCCUGCGCAUGCUCCUCAGCCCGCUGUCGUACUUCCACCCCGUCACCAUCCGCUCCAUCACCGCCACCGCGUCCGGCGACUGGCUCAAAUCGCUGCUGGUGCAGACCAUCUUCAAGAGCCACGACGGCUCCGAGGUGGAGCUAGACCGCCUCCAGGACGCCAUCUCGUCGUGGGUAUCCGACGCCAACUUUACGGCCGCGCUGGGCACCAUGGCGGGCCAAGCGCAUGUCCCGCUGCUCUCCUCGUCCAACAUCUACUGCCAGAUGGCAUUUGACGGCGUCGUGGCGCACCGCGCGGCUCUGGCCCCGGAGACGACGAGCGUAUGCGAGGUUGUCAAGCUGCGCGGCGCGGAUGCCAGCUUCGCCGUGCCGACGUUUCUGCUCCCGCAUCACGAGCACAUCAUCCCCGACAAAAGUACAUCGCAAGCCGCUGCCGAUUCAUCGAACAGGGGCUGCACAGACGCGGCGGACGUUGAAGCCAACGGUGCAGACGAGACGAGCGACGACAAGACGGCAGUGAAGAUGGCUGUGCGCGCCCAUCUCCCGGCCAAGCUAGACCAGGACCUGCUGAACUUUGUCGCGCUGCUGGUCAAGCACGGCAAGCUUUUGGAAAUGGACCAGCCGGCGAGCCCGGUGGAGGGCGACGGCAAAGGGCUGGGCGACGCUGUCAAUCAGAAGAUGAAGGACGGCAUCAAAAAGGCAGUCAUGGGCGGGGAUCAGUGGCUCGCCAAGCUGGCUGGCAAGGGGCUGAAGAAGCUAGAGGUGGUCAAUGGAGAUGUCGGGUACAGCGGCGAUAUUCCCGUGGACUUGACAAAGUAUAGGUCGACGGGGUGGUUGGAGGUUGAAGGCGACAAGCUGUUACCAUGA
Messenger RNA from Akanthomyces muscarius, 1224 nucleotides. RefSeq lists its product as uncharacterized. The record is from RefSeq and is a predicted model, not a curated record. The transcript has a single exon. The coding region runs from base 1 to 1224 and encodes 407 amino acids. Lineage: Eukaryota; Fungi; Ascomycota; Sordariomycetes; Hypocreales; Cordycipitaceae.